Molecule: messenger RNA, 1140 nt
Organism: Zymoseptoria tritici IPO323
Lineage: Eukaryota; Fungi; Ascomycota; Dothideomycetes; Mycosphaerellales; Mycosphaerellaceae
Exons: 4
Coding region: 115-1140 (341 amino acids)
Source: RefSeq, a predicted model, not a curated record
ACGAGUUGGGUUUGAGACGAGAAAUAUAUACAUACCGACCUUUCCCUCUACCAUUUCUUUCCGUCUGUUUUCUUCCCUUUCUCCAAUUCCUACCCAUCUACCUCCUCCGCAAUCAUGACUUCCCAGCAGAAAACCGCCGUCAACAUCGUCUUUGGGGCGAUGACCAUUGGCAAAGAAGGCGCCGAACAAGCACGAGUCCACGACCUUAAAACCGCCGGCGAAAUCCUCGACAUCUUCCAAAAGCAUGGCCACAAUGAGAUCGACACCGCACGAGCCUACGGCGCUGGCUCCUCGGAAGGGAUGCUUGGAGAACUGGAGUGGCAGAAGAGAGGCAUCGUCAUGGACACAAAGUAUUAUCCAACCAUUGCCUUUUCGGAUACUCCCUCCAACUGGGCCGCCAAAGGUUCAAGACAUACCCCUCAAGAACUGCGGGAGAACUUGGAAGCGAGUUUGAAAGCGCUCAAAACGGACAAGGUGGACAUGUGGUAUCUCCACGGUCCAGAUCGCACCACACCGUACGAAGAAACCCUCAAAGCCGUCAACGAACUCUACAAGGAAGGAAAAUUCACCCGCCUCGGAAUCUCAAACUACAUGUCCUGGGAAGUCGCUCAGAUCUGCGAACUCUGCCGCACCAACAACUGGAUCCAACCCUCCGUCUACCAGGGAGUUUACAACGCACUCCAUCGUUCCGUCGAACCCGAACUCUUCCCUUGCCUCCGGAAAUACGGCAUGGCGUUCUACAACUACAAUCCUCUAGCGGGAGGCUACCUCACCGACCGCUACCACCGCGAAACGCAAGACAUGGAAGAAGGAUCCCGCUUCGACCCGAAUCGAUGGCAGGGGAAAAUGUAUCGCACGCGCUACUGGAAUGACUCGUACUUUGACGCGCUGGACAUCCUUCGACCGGUGGCGAAGAAGCAUGGUCUGACGGAGGCGGAGUGUGCGUUGAGGUGGAUGACACAUCAUAGUCAGAUGAAGAGGGAGCAUGGAGACUCGAUCAUCAUCGGAGCCUCUUCGACCAAGCAUAUUGAACAGAACCUUGUCGAUCUCGAGAAGGACGCACUGCCGGAGGAGGUGGUCAAGGCGUUGGAUCAGGGAUGGGAGGGCUGUAAAGCCAUCAGCGGGAAGUAUUGGCACUAA